AUGUCCGACGCAGACGUGGAAAUGCUGGUCGAAAGCGCAAAGAAGCUAUCUCUGGUUGACAUCUUCGCCGUGCGAACAUCUACAGUGAGCUCCCCCUUUAAUCUGCUGUUGGUUCCUGUCCUUGUGAGGCAGGGGUUCAUCUUCUGCUUGCCCAACUCUCCCUCAACUGUGUUCACGGUCCAAUCACUGCGGGCAUAUCAUGUGCUGAAGAUGCGGACACCUCAGGUGUCCACACAGAGCUACGUGAGGUCCCUCUGUGAUUUGCACAGGGUUGUGUUCAACACCCACCUGGCUCGUCAGUUUGUCCAGGUGUUCAACAUGUAUAUUCAAAUCAAGCACAAGGUGGCAGGCUUUGUUCGGGAGGCCCUGCGAUGUGACAUGCCGGACUGGCACUUGGCGCAUGUUUGUCCCUGCUGCAUGUAUCACCUUACUGAUGAACCUGAGCUCAAGUACUCAAUGUUUUAUACAAUGGACGGGAACGACUCUCUCAAAUGCGCAUAUAAAUGCUUGCAAGACAUAUCUGAGGGGGCAGGGGCAUCAUCCAAGUUGCCGUCACUGCUCAAGGUCCCUCCAGACAGAUAUCUCAAUUGUGAGACAGUCAACAAGUGGGCAAACAACUGGCUAGAUGCUCUCAUCAGCGACGAGGGAAUGGAAGACAAUCCAUGCGCUGGGCGCUGGAAGAAUAUGAAGGACAAUAUUGCAAAGAAGAUGUGGGCUGUAUUCAACGAGACUGGUAUCUUCCUCGCUGUCUGUAGACACGGCUUCUUGCUUCUUGUUGCCGACAUGGUGAGGAGCAGAGAACUCUAA
Molecule: messenger RNA, 807 nt
Organism: Coniophora puteana RWD-64-598 SS2
Lineage: Eukaryota; Fungi; Basidiomycota; Agaricomycetes; Boletales; Coniophoraceae
Exons: 4
Coding region: 1-807 (268 amino acids)
Source: RefSeq, a predicted model, not a curated record